Belonocnema kinseyi is the source of this 3630-nucleotide messenger RNA. RefSeq lists its product as uncharacterized. The record is from RefSeq and is a predicted model, not a curated record. The coding region runs from base 394 to 1212 and encodes 272 amino acids. The transcript is spliced from 8 exons. NCBI's taxonomy places the organism in Eukaryota, Metazoa, Arthropoda, Insecta, Hymenoptera, Cynipidae.
CUACGCGCAUGAGACUUUAGAGCGAAAAACAUUCACAGCCGCUGUGCACACAUAAGCAAGUGUGGCGCGCGCAUCGAUGCUUCAUGGUUAUGUGCAAAAACGAUUAUACGAAAUUCGAGGGUCUGCGUUGUGCACAGUCACAUUUAUACGCUUCUUUUAUAUAUCAAUCCUUUCAUUGCCCCGAUUAUCAACGUGGCUAAUAUACAAUCGACGACCUCACGAAACUCUGGUUCCACUACCCCUGAUAAUGUUGAAAUCGCUGCACUGUUAUCUCACUCAAUCGAUGCAAAUGGAUCCUUACAACUCAGUGAAACAGCAUUUGAUAUCGUGUGCUCAAAAUGCACGCAGACUGAAAAUAUAAACUCGGUUGUCUGUGUCCCUCGUCGUCUAGAUAUGCGCUCGUUCUUGCAGAGGGAAUUUGAAGGCCGCUCAAUUUUGAUAUUUUACGAAAAAAACAAAGAUUUGAACGAAAAUAUGCGUGCUCGUUUGUCGCAACUGCUUAUCAAUCGAGAAUUGACUUUUAUUAUACACAAAGAAGGCGCAAGCAUAGAAAAUCUUCUAAGAAAGUUGGAACUUUCCAGCGAAAUUUUGGUAAAACUUGCGGAGGAAAUUCAUUCUCUUUUCGAUGAGUCUACCAAAUACUAUUUUUCCAAAGGAUACACAGUAAAUGGCAUCAGAAUCCCAUCUACUGGAAAAUUGAUCGCCCGCUUGAAUUACAUGCGUUCAUUUCUACAAGACGUCGGAGUUUUGGUUCCUGCAAAGAAAGAAAUUGCACUGGCUAUCGAACCAAAAAAUGUUAUAGAUAAACGUCUUGAUAUUCUGCGUCAACAGCACGUUGAACAGUCAGAAAAAUUGGAUAAAGCUUGGGAUGGUUUAUUUUUGCAUCGACAAGAGCUUUGUAAUGCAAAUAGUAAAGAAGGAUUUGGUUUUUUUGAAAAUUUCCCUUGCCUAGCGCAAAGCUUUGCUCCGGAUUUGCAGGUUAUCAAAGACUUUAACAGAAAAUUUUUGGACGGAGCUAAAGACUCUUCCGAGACUUGGUUGAAACUAAGAAGUGGGCUUGAAUCUUUAAUACUAACAAAAGAUUUUCGAAAUGCCGAUGCUCAAUAUUUGGUGACGAUUUUAUCAACUUUGUCUGAUGAUAAUAAUAAGGAUACUGUGAUUUUCAUGUUGCUUGCGUCGGCUAUAAGAGCCCCGAACUGCAAAGCGGACUAGCACUCAGGCGACAACCAAGAAAAGAAAAAUCUAAUCUGAAAAAGACGAUCAAGAGAAAAAAGCUGAGCAAGAAACUUUCAUUUUUCACACUGACACCAAGGAUUCUUUGAACGCACUUUCCAAGGCUAAACUGACGCUCAAUAAAUCUGGGAACAAUAUAAUCAGGCCCUACAUUGCGGCUGUAGGUUCUGUGGAAGAACCGGCAGCAUUUUUCGUCGUCAUCGGCGAAGUUUUCCAUGAAACUGGGACCGCAGUCGGGGCGUUGCAAUUUGCGAUCAAAUUGAUAUUGACGUAUAAUAUUGGUUAUCCAAAAGCUAGUCUCAACACGUGGGUACUCAUUCAGAAAUUCUUUUUGCGCGUCACUAUUCGGGGAGAAAAAAUGUCGAUGCAUGUCAAAAAAGCUUUGAUGUUUUUGGAAAAAACUUUAACAUGUCUUUUGAUGAUAUUUCAAGAUUUUUUGUUAAUUUAGUCCUACUUCAGUUGAGUGAUUCUUGUAAAAUGUAUUAAUAGUCUAAUAUAUAGAUUGAUAUUCGUAAACUGCAGGCAAUAAAAAUAUAUGAUUCAAUGUUAAACGUCAUGGACCCAGAAAGUUUUCGAACUAAGAAACAGUGUUUUAAUUAUUUUGCGAAAGACGGUACUUAUAUAAGUCCAGAAGAAAUCGAAAUUCCAGUUGAUUCUGAUAGAAAUCAAAAUUCAGAAGAAAGUGAAUCGCCAAAACAGAAAAUAUUGACCCAAUUUAUCUCCUUACGGAAAGUUUUCAAAACGUUUUUUGAGAUCCCUGGUAUGUUCGACUGUACCAGAGCUCAUUUACGCAAAGUUGAAGAAGAUAACACUGUAGUUACAAAUAUUGUUCAAGAGACAGAUUGGUUGUCUCAAAAAACAUUGUUCGGUAAAAAAUUGGUCUUUCCGCUGUUACUAUACCAAGAUGAUUUUGAAACAAAUAAUCCUUUAGGCAGCCACAGAGGACUAGGCAAAGUUGGAGCGGUCUAUAUUGUUGUCCCAUGUUACCUCCUCACAUGUUCUCAAAAACCGAAAAUAUAUUUCUUUUUUCUUUGUAUAAAUCUUCUGACGCUGCACUCGUUCCUCUGAAAAAACUCUUCGAAAAAAUUGUUCAAUAAUUGAUUUUCUUAGAACAAGAAGGAAUUCGUAUUUCUACGCCGAGUGGUGAAUUUCAUAUUUACUUUUCUCUGGCAGGAAUGAUCGGUGACAAUCUUGCUGUACACGCCAAUCUGCUUUAAUUGGUUUGCAAUCUUCUUCAACUUUGCGACUUUUUACCGUUGAUCUCAUGCAUGACAAGUUUGAAGGUGUUUACGAAUAUGAUGUUGGGAAAAUUUUGUACAUAUUUAUCAUCAAAGAAAAAUUUUUCACUUGCGACGAAUUAAAUCGCAGAAUUCGAUAUUUUUAUUACGGUCCUGAUGAAAUUCGUAACAAACCAAGGGAAAUUUCUUUGCAGCAAGUGAAUAAUAAACUUGUCAAAAUAUCAGCAAGCGAGUCUCUGUGUUUGAUGCGAAACAUUGGCCUUAUUCUGGGUGAUUUGAUCCCAUUACAAAAUCCUCACUGGAGAAUAGUCAUUUAUUUAAAAUAAAUUCUGGACAUAGUUUCUUCACCUGCUGUAAACGAAGGUGCAUAUUUUAAUUUGGAGACCUUAGUUUCAGGAUAUCUCGCUCUUUUAACACAAUUGAUUCUAAAUUCUAUGAAAGUAAAACACCAUCUUCUUCUGCACUACGCAGAAAUAAUGCGACGCAAAGUACCAUUAUGGGUGUUAUCGACUAUGAGAUGUGAAAGCAAGAAUAAAGUUUUAAAAACAACAUCUGGUGUAACUCUUAGUCGAGUCAACAUUUGCAAAACCUUGGCAAUCAAAUCGCAACUAAUAUUUAAUCACAGAAUUCGCAGUAAUGUUCCUGUAUCUUCAGAAUCGUUCGAUCGUGGAACAUUAGAAACGAAAAAACCAAAGAUAUCAUACUGAUGCUGCCUGGAGAAAUUGACAAUCAGUUUUUUUAUCGUUGAAGCUAUAUUCGAAAGCGAAUCACGGGAUGUGUAUUUCUUCGCUAAAGAAAUUACUGAAUUCGUACACUACGUCGAACAUUAUCAAGCCUGCAGCAUCCAUGAAAAUAUUUCAUUUGAUAAUGAUUCUUGGCGAUGUUUCGACAGCAAUGAAAUUCAAGAAUUUUACGUUUCCAGAAUCGUUACUCUGUCAGAUGACAAAAAAAUUCAUUCCAAAACGUUGGAUUCGAGCGCGACAAUCUUUAUUUCAUGAGCCGUAGUAAGAUUUUUCCGAAAAUUAGUUUGUACAGUCAAAUGUAUAGUUAUCGAUAAUUUUAUUAAGUACAAAAAAGUGUGAUUCCUACGAAUUUCCAGAAUAUGUACCAAAGCCGUGAUAUAUAGUACGAAUAUAUAAUGUUGAUUUGUAACUGGAUA